Kwoniella botswanensis is the source of this 516-nucleotide messenger RNA. RefSeq lists its product as uncharacterized. The record is from RefSeq and is a predicted model, not a curated record. Bases 1 to 516 code for a protein of 171 amino acids. The transcript has 3 exons. Gene Ontology annotation, biological process: regulation of transcription by RNA polymerase II. Gene Ontology annotation, molecular function: transcription coregulator activity. Lineage: Eukaryota; Fungi; Basidiomycota; Tremellomycetes; Tremellales; Cryptococcaceae. Gene Ontology annotation, cellular component: mediator complex.
AUGUCUUCUCCAGCUAUCGAGACAGCCUCGAUAUCCGAUGGCCUGGAACUCGAAUCAUUAGAUUCAGAGAGCUUAUUCCAAGCAUUGACGAAUGUAGAGAAGGCUAUACCUGAAUUACUAUCCUCUAUCAAACCAAUUUUAUCCCAUCUGACGACUCAGGAAGGAAGGGAUGAAGAGAAUAGUGGUAUGAUGGCUAGAGAAGGUGUAGAACGAUAUUUGAAUUUCUUAGACAAAAUCCAAUUCAUCUUACGUCAAACAGUCUAUUACCUCCAUGCCACCAAGAUUUCCUCUAGUGUAUUGAUACCUCCCAAAGUGGAUAAUAUACCUACACCAUUCGCUACUUCCUUACCCCAACCGCAAUCUCAAAAUCAAGGAGAACAGGAACAGGUCGAAUUGGGAUUGUACGCUAGUAGGAUCGAAAGUAAGGUAUUGGACGAUAUGUUAAACGCUCUAAAAGCUAUAAAAGAGCAGAAGCAGGAGCAGCAGGGGAAUAUGGAUAUCUCUUCAAGUGGAUGA